Podarcis lilfordi (Lilford's wall lizard) is the source of this 14459-nucleotide messenger RNA. Lineage: Eukaryota; Metazoa; Chordata; Lepidosauria; Squamata; Lacertidae. The record is from the annotation of a GenBank genome assembly.
CAAUCUUCCUCUGGAGCAAAACAGUUUACAUGUCUCUCCUCUAACAGAGAUACUUCAGAACACAAGAGGUAAGAGUCUAAGAAAAUAUGUUAAUACGAUAAAAUGAACUAGUCAACAGGGUGCUUUUGGAGAUUAACUUUGAAAAAUAAAAAUUGAAUCCCAUAACCUUUAUAAAACAGGUCUGUGUGGGAACAGGUCUACCUUGAUGCACUGAAAUGUGCCACAGCAAAGGGUUGCAGAAACCCAAUGCAUCUCGCAUACAUUAUGGUUGUAUAUUUCUUAUCUUGCCUAAAUUGGGAUACUUUUUCACUCCACCCUGUAAGGGAGAAGUAAUAAAUUCCUGAGAAGCAACAAGCAUGCCUGCAGGGCUGCCAUGUUUAUGAAGGCUGUCAGUCAGAGUGUUCUCUGACGGUGUCCCAUCUCCUCAGGAGCAGGUCUGCCCUGUUUGUUUGGCAAUGAACGGAGUGUGUCACGCAAACGGCAUUGCAGGUUAAAGGCCUCCGGGUUUUGUUUUGCUUGGGUAUAGCAACAGCAGCUCAAACAAAGCUUGGCAAGCUCCAGAGUAGCUGAGGAAUACCUUAGCGAGAGAUACUUAUACCACAUCCUUUUUCAAAAAGUCAGACGUGUUCACUGACCAAAGACUUGACCAGACAAUUUGCAGCACAGUACUGUAAUACUCAUUCCUAGUGCAGCUGUUGUGCCUUUGUUGUGCAGUGCUCAAAUAUCUUCUCCUUAAAGCACAAUACAGAGGUACUUCGGUUUUCGAACGUCUCCGUUGACGAACGCUUCAGAACUCAAACGCCGUAAAUGCUUCCAUUUUCGAACACGCCUCAGAAAUCAAACGGAUUCCGCUGAGUGUAUAUGUUAUUUUUCUCAAUUUCCCCAUUGCACCUCAGUUUUCAAAAGUUUCAGAACGCGAAUGGUCCCUGGAACAGUUUACGUUCGAAAACUGAGGUACCACUGUACCUCUGUUGCAGGGGUAUUGUGUUUCCCAAGGUUUCAAAAGACAGUGUCUUCUUACUGGGAAAAUGUGGUUUUCUUCCCAGCCGGUGUGUCCUUUGCUAUAGUGAGAAUUGUGUGGAGAAGCCGGAGAUUGAAUUUGGGACUUCCGGAAUACAAAGCAUAUACGCUACUGAGCUACAGCUUUUUCCUGUGAAUUAGAUCUUAAGAUGUCUGAAGUGUAUGACGUAUGCAUGGUGCUGAGGUGGGGCUUUCUUACAAGUGUGCUUUCUUGCACCCUGAUUUCAUCAGGAUGAAGCCUAGACAUUUUAAAAUUUAAUGACUGUAACUCACUUGGCAGAAACUCAACAGCUCAUGGAGUUGGGUGGCAUUGCCAUGUCAAAGUUCCUAUCCAUUUCAGCUGCUCUGGAAUUUACAGGAAAUAUAAACAGGGUGAGAGUUGAGCACAGCCUUCGGUAAACAGUCUAAAUACCAUUACCAACCAGCCUGAAUUUUACUGGCCUACCAGAAUUCUGUCUUCCUGGCCAGUUGUCAUAAAAAGCAGAAUGGAAACAUUGUGGCCAGUGCUUUCGAUAUUUGCAUGUUAGUAUUUUUAAAGCCGUUUCUUGUCAAAAGAGGAAAUUCAAAGGCAUUUCCCCUCCUUAGGUUUUUGUUUUGAUUUUUAAAAAAAUCUUUGCUUCGUUCAAGGCAAAGCUGCUCUGCACAUGUACAGAGGCAUCUGAAUUAUUUUUUAACAUAAUAAUAAUAUUAAAGAUGUCAACCCUAAAUCUAUCUUGAAAUAGAUAAAUAAAAUAAAACAGAAAAGAAGGAGAGAGCACAGACAAACACUUGGUAAAGAAAUCAGUUUUUACAAAUUCUCUUCAUAUGUUGAUAGCUAUAUUUUAUAAGCAGCCUGUAUUUUCUUGAGGUUUGUGGCAGGACUAUAUUUAACAGCUGCCUUUUACAGCCCAUAAAAUUAAAGGGUUGUAGUAAAAUUAUAAGCAGUGAGAAGGAAAGUGCUUUUGGUAGGCUUACGGCUGAUGAAUGCGCAGCCUAUCCCAAAAUGAAAGGCUAGCCUAGGGCAACCCUGAAAUUUAAUUCUGGGCUUGUCUCUCUUUGCCCCUUAGCAUCGCUGCUCAGAGAUGCCCUGUCAUCGCUGUGAUGGUUCCACCCAUCGCCAGACUCUUCCUCACCCCACCGCUCUGGCAUGUUGACAGCGCGCUAGCGCAAAGCACGCUGGGAAAGCGAGUCCGCCGCCGCCGCCUUUGUCGUCGUCGGAAGAGGGAAGAAAGGCAGCGGCGUUGACCACAAGUCCCAGGAUGCCUGGCGCCUCUACUUCUGCCGGAUAGAAAGAGGCAGCAUCUUUUUCAAAUACUGGGUGUUUUGGAUGAGACAAGUUGCAUUUGCGUUUGGUGAGUUUCGCUCUUUUUGAAUUUAUUGUAUAUGGGUGUGUUUUUCAGAUAGUGAAAAGGAACCCACGCCAUCCUUGCUGUUCGCUCACUUGUUAGAAGUCAUGCGGGAAGCUGCCGAAGUUGGUAUCCCCCGGGAACGGUCCUUCCCGUUCUCUUUUUCCUUUCCGACUCAGCCCUUAAAAGGAGAUGCAGGGAUCCUGCAGAAAGGAAUCAGAGAUAAUCCCCGCCGCCCUGCUGCUGCUUCUCUUUAGCCAAGCAUUCCCUCUCAAACUUUGGGACGUGCUAAAAGGAGGAGAUCCGCUGGGGUGAGCUGGGCUCCGCACCAGAGUUGCGCGUGCUUGUAGGGGCAGUGAUGGGAUCACAGGUCAAAAUGUUAGUUUAUAGCUCUGGCUUACCUCGGGGCUUGUAGGGCUCUGCUAUGAACAACGGGAUUUGGAGCCAAUGACUACCAGGUCUUCUCGGGCUCCUGUGUUGAACCCAUCAGAUUUGCUACCAAAAAAUUCCCACCUUUCCACACUUUUGAUCUUUGGCGAGCCAGGCCAGGAGUUAGAAAAGAAUGUGCAGAAGUUUACCAGAAUUUAGAAACGAAACAGGAAGUUGUUGGGUAACUUCCUAACUACCUACCAACCAAGGGAUCUGUAAUAUGAGCUUGAAUCCUGACAAGACAGAGACACUAUGGGCGAGUUGUUCCUGUGUCCAAGAGAUUUGGGGGGUGCUUUCGGAUCCAGCUCUGUCACUGGGGGUUCAGGUAGCCACAGUGGCAAGAAGUACCUUUAACCAGUAGCCAUUUGUUCAACAACUACAGUCAUUCCUGGGCUGGGAAUUCCUUGUCAGGGUAGUUUGUGCAUUGGUUACUUCAAGACUAGAUUACUGCAAUUCACUCUACGUGGAGCUUCCCUUGUUCUUGAGCCGGAAGCUGAAGUUAGUACAGAAUACUGCAGCACAAUUGCUGACAGGAUUGAGGCCUGGUCAGCAUAUAGCACCUGUGCUCAGAUAUCUGCACUGGUUGCUGAUUUGCUACCGGGCCAAGUUCAAGGUGUUAGUAUAUAAAGCCCUUAACAACUUGGGACCAGUUUACCUGUGAGAUCACCUUACCUCAUAUACACCCACUUGGCUGCUUUGAUCUGCAGAACUGGUACUGUUAAAGGUGACACAUAAUACCUGUUCUACAUCUGUAAGAACUUGAUAGUUUAGUGUGGCAGCACCCUACACUUGGAACUCCCUGCCUAUUGAUAUCAGGCAGGUGCCUUCACUGUACUCUUUUCGGCACCUGCUAAAAGCAUUUUUGUUUAGACAAGGCAACCCAGAUAUUUAGAAAGUUGAUAUGAGUUUUAAUUCAUUUUAAGUUUGUUAUUUUAACUUUCGAAAGUCAUAAAUUAUGAUGGUUAAUUCAUCUUAUUGGUAACUUUAUUGUUUUAUCUUUUCUGUAAACCGCUUUCAGGGUUUGGUUUCGUUUUACAAUCAAGUGGUGUAUAAGCAAAUAAAUAAUGUUUUGCAUUCAAGACCGCUAGUCUUGCUUACCUAGAAGUAGCUCCCAUUAAUUCCAGUUGGUCUUCCUUUCAUGCAGGUAACUUAAGUAGACCUGUAGGAUUUUUCUGUUACAUUCUUCUGUAACCUCAGAAGCAAGCCAUUCAGAGGGGCUUACUCUUAUGAAAGUUGGGUUAGGACUGCUAUUUUCGUAGCCAAGUGGCUGUUGUUAACUGUGCAGUCUCUAGAGGCAACCCCUGCCAGCCCCACAAUGCAUUGCAAAAGUCUAACCUGGAGGUGAUCAGAGGCUCUCUCUUUCAUGAGUGGCUGCUUAGUUGCUUUUUUAAAGAUUCCUCGUAUGCAGGGCCUGCCCACCCAGAGGCAAACUGAGACAACUGCCUCAGGCGGCAUAAUCCACAGGGGCAGCAGGUCUUGCCUCCAAAAAAUGCAUCACCCGUUGCUGCUGUGGUGGCAACGAUGGUUGUGGUGCUCUCCUUGGAGGUGAGAUCAGUUUGAGGAGAAUGCUAGCAGGGUAGCCUUUUAUUUCUGUUUCUCUGUUACUCUCUCUGCGGGUGCUUUUAUAUUGUUUUGUGUUUUAUAUUGUUUGUCUCAGUGGCUAAUCUGUUGCUAUUUCCUGGCUUUUAUGUUAUCUUCAGUUUGGCUCUGACAAUGUUUUGCAUAAAUCUAUGAAAAGUUAUGUUUGUGCCACAGAGGUUUGCAGGUCUGUUUCCACAAAUUAUGGAAAGAGAUAGUGUGGCAUAGGUGUCAUAUGCAAUCUUUCUCACAGUUGAUAAAUGCUCCCCUUCCUGCCAGUAGAUAGAAUGUAAUGUGAUGCUUGGUGCCUCAGCUAUUUCCCUUCCUUCAAGGUCAGAAGCGGAAGAUGGCAGACCUUGAAAGCACAGUCAUAAACAACAGUGUGACCCAGGUAUGGCAUUAAUAGCUAUAGUAGUUUAUAGUCAGCAUAUUAAAGGAGGAACUCUAUUUUGUUUUAUUUCAAUUAAGCACAAUAGGGUUCUAAACAUAAUGAAACUGGUUUCCCCUUCAGUAUACACUAAGACACUGAGGAGUUUUGUUUUCCAGACAAAUACAGCCUGGAGAUAUGUGAACAGUACAGUACCACUGUUAUGGGCCAGGCAUAGGCAAGAUGUUUUGGGACUACAAUUCCCACCAUCCUUGACCACUGGUCCUGUUAGCUAGGCAUGAUGGGAGUUGUAGUCCCUAAACAUCUGGAGGCCUGAGUUUGCCUAUGCCUGUUAUGGGCAAAUGAAAACCAAGUGAUUCAAACUUUGGUCCCAAACUUAGAACACCAGAUUGGUUUGGCAUAUUCUGUGUUUCGGAAUUCAUAGGGAUAUAGGAAGUUGCCUUGGAUACUGAGUCAGAUAUUGAUAUUGUUAUAAUUCGGCUAUUAUUGGGGGAAUAUUGGAAAACGAAUACAAAUUUAUUUACAAAAAAAAAAAAAAAGAUGCCAAGUCAGACCAUCGGUCCAUCUAGCUCAAUACUGUCAACACUGAUUGGCAGCGUCUCUCCCCUAUCCGGAGAUAUUAGGUUUGAAUCUGGGGUGCUUUUCAUGAAAAAGCAUGUUCUCUAGCACUGAACCCUUUCUGGGUUUGGAAUGAUCAGAAAGUUCCUCCAAAUCAAAGCAGGGUGCUUCCCAUUAGGCUCAGUCUAACUCAAAGGCAGAAUGCUCCCUGGGAAUCCUAAAGGUCAUUUCUUUGUUGUGAACUGUCGGUGAGGGGUUUCUAUCAAAGGAUGACAAUGAGAAGGAAUACUACCUUUAUCCUUUCAGUUCCUAAAACUCCACCCACAGUUGCUUUUACCACCACAAGGUUGCAGAUUUGCACUUACCUCGCAAGGGCUAAUAAUAGUCCUCUCGUUACUCAAGUCAAGUGAGCAAGCCUAACCUGCAAGUUGCUGAAUGAAUGGGUACCAGAUGAUGUACACUGGCCUAUUGCUGUUCAAACAUGCCUUAAACUAGUCUGGCUGCUUUCUGUAGUUCCUUUGCCAGCUCACAAAUUGAAGUCAUGGGCUGGGAGUCCUGACACUGGAGUUCAAGUUCUGCUUCAUCACAUCUGUGCUCUCUGCAGGGGAUGUAAUUAUAGCGAUAGCUUGCCUUAAGUUUGCCAGGAUAUACAUGUUUCUGAGAAUUAGUUUCCCGAGAAGAUAGAGGUAUGUGCUAUAAGCAUAUUGUUGUUGUUGCUGCUGUUGUUUAUAUUCACAAAAGCAACACAAAUUUUAAAUAUUAAAACCAAUUACAAUAAACACAACUAAUAAAAACCUUUAAAAGCAUAUCCCAACAAAUAAAAGACAGGUUUUAGAGAUCCUGCCUCAUUAAGAGAGGCCACACAAAGGGGCCAGGGUCAAAAGGGAAGUUUUUAGCCUGGCACCUAAAGAUAGAUCAAGAUGGUGCCAGAGAAGCCUUCCUGGAGAGAGCAUUGCACAACUAGGGAUACCACCCUUCCGACCUCUUAUGAAAGGGGCUCAUGAAGAAGGGCCUCAGAUGAUGAAUACUGUGUCCAAGUCAGUUCAUGUAGGGAUAGGUGGCCAAAACAUAUAGCAGUGAAAUAGUCUUAAAUGCAAAUAGUGUGGCUUUGAGUGGGGAGGAGUUGCAAAUAUACAGGAGAGACAGAAAUGUUCAUUCAGGUUUCCUUCAGCGCAGUUUUCCCUCUUGACCAAUGUUGGUUGCCAAACCUCGACUUUGUUCUCGGGCUUUUCCUCUUCAGAAAGAUCCCAAAGAAGCUCUGGUCAUUGCUGUGACAACAAGGGCUAUUUUCAACCUGGAAAAGGAGCACAAAAUCUUUUUGACAAAGGGAAAGGAGGAGUACGUGAAGCAUCAGCAAACGAACGAGAACAACCCUUUGGAGCCAGGGACAGCCUUUGCUUUUAUCCAGGUAAAGUGCCCAGAACAGCUCUGUCAAGGCAUUUGUGAAAUACAGACCACCUGUGUCUUUUAGAAUUCUCAUCUCAGAAUUAACAGACACUUUUGCUGUUGAAAUGGGUGGCAGUAGAUUUUUCACUUGCACUGUUAAUCUGGCUUUGCAAUAUGCUUUACACCCAUAGAUUAUUUACAUAUCUAUGGGUGUAAAGCAUAUUGCAAAGCCAGAUUAACAGUGCAAGUGAAAAAUCUACUGCCACCCAUUUCAACAGCAAAAGUGUCUGUUAAUCUUGCCCCCCUCAUGUUUCAGUCAGACAGUAAAGAUGUUUUAAAUGAAUGUAUAAGUGUUCUUUUGCAUGCACAUUCAUACUUUGCCUUGCAAAAAAUUCCAGUUUUUAAUAUAUAUAUAAAUGGUUGCAAAAUUGCUUUGUCCCACAACUGGGGAGUGGGUAUGUGAGAGCACCAUAAGCAGUGCAAAUACUGUACAAUCUGUUUUGCCUGUGACAGAAGCAGUUCCCUGAAACUGCUAGAAAAUUGUGGAUCUGGUUUUUCUUCUUCACGACUCCCUCUCGCACAGUAAUAUGCACCUGUGCUUUCAGAGUAGUGAAGAUGCUUUCAAAUAAUCUGAGCCAUAUUUAAAAUGCUAACACAUUUGCCUUCACCACUUAUAGCCUUAAAGGCCAGGGUUUAUAUUGUAAUGAAUGGUAAUACACCUCUGGACACUUCUUCCCCGCCCCAGGCAGCACAGUUUGUGAACAAGAAACUUCUUGAAAGAGACCCAGAGGAGAAGGAGCUCUUUGACGUGAUUGUCCUCUCCAAUAACAGUCCAGAGAGUGGUGUGCGGGUCAUCAACAGUGCUAAGCAACACAGUAGGUGUCCUAGACAUAAGAUUGUUAAGCCAUUUUCCGGAAACCUCUAGAUUUCAUUUUUUCCAUUCAUUGUAAAUUUCGUUCUUUCUGAGGGUGAUUUUGAUUUCCUCUUGACCUCGUUUGCAUUUCUGCACACCACAAUGAUGCAUCCGUAUGUAUUGUGAAUCGAGAAACGAAAAGAGGUAAGGACACUGGACAGGAUACAAAGCCAUUCAUCCCUGUACUAGGAAGACAGCACUUAGUAUGGAAUAGGAGGCUAAUUUAUGCUUAUAGAGGACCUCUUCUGAGUGUCUUGGGAGACUCAUAACUGGAGUAGUCAUCUAGAAAAAGGCUCAUGCAUUUGCACAAAUCAGGCAGCCACUGGCAAAGCCCCUCCAUAGAUGUGGUUCAUUUAUUAGUUUGUUUCAGUGAUAUAUAUCCUGCCCUUUGCAGAAGCCACAGGACACUUUGCUAAAAGGUCAAACGAAUUAAAAAGAAGUAAACUCUUUAAAAAAUCACACACACUCAUUUAAAAUGUAAAGCACAGCAGCUCAUAAUGAUUCAAUUUAUGUAGCAAUUUACUAACAGCAAAUUAGACCUUUUUUCUAGUCAACCUUGUAUUCCAAAUGCACACCAAAAAGGUGCAUUUUGACAAAUCACCUAACACAGGCCUCCCCAACCUUCGGCCCUCCAGAUGUUUUGGACUACAAUUCCCAUCAUCCCUGACCGCUGGUCCUGUUAGCUAGGGAUCAUGGGAGUUGUAGGCCAAAACAUCUGGAGGGCCGAAGGUUGGGGAUGCCUGACCUAACACUACAUAAAGGCAGGACUGCACACACCUUGAAAUAGAGGGAGUUCUAUAUGCAAAGAAUCACCACUGAAAAUGCACUUCCCUGGGCCCUCAUACCACACAGUUCAUCCUGCUGAUCUUAAAGCACAAAUAGUCCCUGUAUAUUGCCAAAGUGUACACAUUGAGGUCACUUUAAGUGUGAAACAACUCACAACAAUAUACAUGCCAGGGAGUGGGGAGGAACAAAUAACACCAGUAAGUAACGUAUGGUGGAAUCCCACCAGGGAGUAAGCCCAUUGCAUUCAGUGGGGGACUUACUUCUGAAUAAAUAUGGUUUGGACUGCAGCCUAAGACACCAUCUUUGUUUUAACAUCAUGAUCUAUAUGAACAGGACUAUACUGUUUGCAGGCAGAAGGUGAAGAAGGCAGGGAGUGCUUGGCUCCAAAAUUUAGUGGCAGCUCAGGACGAAGGAUAAUGUUGUUUGGCCUACAUAUUUCAGUGCACUGACCAAAUUUGCACUGAAAUUUUCUUUUGGAUUUCACACCUCUCCAAAUGUUGCGAAACAGUCAUUGCGUUGGCUCAAAGAAUGUAUAAAAAUCUGUUGAAAUUUGUGCAGUAGGAUUGCCCACAUUGCAAUGAAAUAUGUACUGAAAUGCAUUGUUUGUGAUAAAAUAUGUGCUUAAAUCCACAUUUAACUAUGAAUUUUCAUGCUUUUAAAAACACACACACAGGUAAAUGUGGAGAUGGGAUGGAAGAGGCUCAUGAAUGAACACACGUAGCAGUGUCUCGUAUUGCAGAUAGUUCAGUCUAUACUUAUCCCACAUGUCAACUAGCUUCCUUGAAGACUUGUGUCUGUAUGUACCCCUGCUUCACCACUGUGGGAGGGAGAUGGUUUCCAUGCAGCCCGAUCUGCCUGUGACUAGGUCCACAUUCAAAAAAAAAAUCAGAACCAGGCAUGUGCUCCAAGAAGGAGAUGACACAUUUAACAAUCAUCUGGGUUAUAGCUGUGAAUAUGAGCUCUGAGACUUUGCAGCCUCCCCACAAUUGGCAGGGAAAGGGUACAUGCUACAGACAUAAAAGUAUGGAGGGAAAUUUCCACAAAGGACGUAGCAGGGAAGAGCAGAGAGCAAGUGCUGCAUUUACAUGUUGGCAAGGUUGCCACUUUUCCUGUGGUGUUUAUUCCCCAUUGUGUAAGGAUGUGAGCUGGGGACACUGUGAAGUUAUGUGAGCAGAAACACAAGGCUACCUGGAAGCAGCCAAGGUGUGGUCUCAUGCUCUGACUCACCUAGGUACAGUUUAACCAGCUGUACUUAUUUCCCAGGACUUGUAUGGGUGGAACAGGCACCCUUGAGGGCACAGUGCGAGUCCUGAGGGGGGAAGGAGCCUGGAACCAAGACAGGGACUUUCAGAUUCAAAAUGCAAGGGCCUGUGAGCCUGAGACUGCCUCAAACUAUCAGCACCAUCUCAUGGGCCCCAAACCCCUCUCUCAGGGCUUGGGUAUGUGCUUUAGAAUAGAUAACUACUCCCAUCCCUGCACGUGCAUCAAAUGUAGAAAAACCCACCAUUUGAAGAUCACAACUUUCUGUAGUUCCUUCCUCUUUCUUUAUUAGUGAAAAUGAAAGAAAACAAUAAAAGAUGCAGAAUAGUUUGCGGGUGUUCCAAUCGUAUGACCACUUUAAUCAUUUUGCCAUGCUUGACAGUAUUUAUAAAUACGGAACAGCAGCGCUGUUAGAAUAAUAUAAUCAUAGAUUCUAACAGUGCUGCUGUUCUGUUUUAGUAAUUAGUACUGUUGCUUAAAUUCAUCCCAAAACAGAGCAGGGCUGUAUUGUGUCCUGUACUCUAUUGUUCCAAUACUGUGUGAAGAAGUUCAGUUUCUCAAUAAUUACAUUAUUUUGGCACCUCCCUUCUCCGACUCUUACAAAGUUGGAUUGAAUAAGCCAUAUCUCAUACCUGCAGACACUGGCCUUCUAUAGAUGGUGGGGUAAUCUUUUUGCAAUGCUGACUAAUCAACAAUCAAUAAUCAAUUGAGUUGCUAUUAAAAGUGAAUAUUUCCACAUUCUGAUCUGGCACUUUAACCUACAUAUAUCUAAAAAGGAUAAACAACUGAUUGAAUGCUAGGUCAAUGCCUAUGAUUUUCUUGAUUUCUAUUACAAUAGAGAGUCAAAACUGCUUAAUAUUAGGAUGGGGCUAAAAAAGAACAUAUGUUUACCCCAUCAGAGUUGCACUCCAACACUGGUACUGUGACUGGGCAUAGAUUUGACUGAGUCUGUGAGGUGCCGGUUCUAGGGCACCAAUGGGAGCUUCCCUCCAAAGGCUAAUGCCAACUUCAGGGGUGAUUUUUGUCAAGGUGGUGACCGGGGAAAUGAUUGAUGAUGCCCCUCCCUGUGCAUAACAGUCCUGAUCCUGCUUGGGCCUCCCCACAUUGGCAUUUUAAAAAACCACUAUGCCCAUGAAUUGCUUACAUGCCAUUGACAUUGUAUCCAGUUUGAUCCAGAAUGAAAGACUUGAUACUUUUUGUUCUAGCUGUGCAAGUAGCACUAUAGUGACAUCUGGUGACAAUUUCUAAGUGUUACACAACCAAGAUUAAUAAGAGGUUGCCUAGUUCAGCCCUGCAAAUCAGACCUUGUAAUAUGGUAUAUUUUCUUCUAAUAUGCUUCAACUCCUUGUAGUCCCCCCUUUAAAACUGACUGCACAAUAUUUAUUUGCCCCUGGAUUAAAGGUCUGGAGAUCUCCAAGUUUUGUUUUGUUAGUGAUGAAGAUUCUACCCAGUACCUGAAAACCCACAAUGUGAAGCUUUUCCUCUCAGCUGACAUGACAGAUGUGUGCAAUGCGCUUCAAAGAGGUUUGUUUCUGUUUCUUCUUUUCUUUCACCUAAAAAGUUCCUGUUACAGUUUGUUGACAUUGCUUUUAUUUUAUGUCCUGGGCCUACCAUCUCUCCUUCCAUAUGUCCUCUCAAAAUUAUCUGUGCACCAUCAAGUUCAAACAACAGAGAAAUGUGCUUGCUCUCUCGCUCCGAAAUGCUGUUUGUGGGUUUGUACCCAGGAUAAAUCCCGGUUGGUGUCAUUGUUUAGUGUGGUAAGUUCCUCUAGCGGCGUGAUUGUGAGGAAAGUCACAUUCAUUGCUGAAGAGGAAUAGCGUUUCCCUGCAAUGUUCCUCACACUUCUGAACAGACAUCUUGAGGAAACACUGACCUGUUCAGCUAGUGCACAGAGAAAGUGGGAGAGAGGCUUCAACCCUAGGCAAGACUGCUUCGUCUCUUCUGCUUUCCCCCAGAGCCUGUUGUUGUGACAAGGCAGCUGCAUCAAAGACAACCUGUCCUCCUCCCUUUGAAGGCUGACAGCAAAAUAAAACAAAAAAUAAAGCAGUCAGUUGUGACAUCUAAAAGCUUUAAUAGUCAUGAGCAGGCUGUGAACCAACAGAGCAUGCCUCACAUCUGUCACUUCCAGAGAUACACCACAUCUGUGUCUGCUUAACCUCAGGAGAUCAUUUCAUGUCAGAGAAUAGGAUAUUUAAAUUGGGGCCGAGCCCAAGCUGUGUCUACCAUGCAUCCUCUGCUGAACCACUUCCAGACAGGCAAUCUAACCGUCUCUCUGUCAUACAGGAGUUUCAGCAGCACUCAUCUUCCAGCAGGAGAUACAGGCUCCCAGCACCCAGCUGCGCGUCGUCUUUGACGGUGAUGCUGUGCUCUUUUCAGACGAGACGGAGCGGGUCUUUCGUGAGAAGGGGCUGGAGGGGGCUGUGGCGUAUGAGAAAAAGAUGGAAAGUGUGCCCAUGGGAGAGGUGAGGUUGCUUACUUUUCUUAUCCUUUGCUGGCACCCAUCCCCCCCCCCCCGCAAGGUGUAUGAGUGAUUUCUCCCUGUAAGACUCAUUUCUAUAAUAUACAUGAAUCGAGAUAACUAGCUAUUGAGAUCUUGAGCAAGGGCGAGGUGGCAAGGUCAGGGUUAUGCUUAAGUCGAUGGGCUUUGCUCAUGCAGCCGCACAUACCCAACUGCUGAGAAGAUGAUCCUUUAAGUAGCCUGUCCUGAAGCCAUGCAGAGCUUUAAAAGUUCCAGAAACAGAUUGGGAGCCAGUGCAGCAGACCCUCCAAGUGUCCCUGUUUCCCAGGGACAGUCCCAGAUUUGCAGUGGCCAUCCUGGUUUCUGACUUGAUCCCAGAAUGUCCCACUUUUCCUUAGCAAGUUCCUAUUUUCAUUGGAGAAAUGUUGGAGGGUAUGGAGUUAUGCGACCCCUGAGCCUAGAAGAUAAGUCACUAUGCAACCUUUAGAAGACAUCUGAAGGAAGCCCUGUAUAGGGAAGUUUUUUAAAAAAAUGUUUAAUGUUUUAUUAUGUGUUUAUAUAUGUUGUAAGCCGCCCAAUGUGGCUGGGGCUACACAGUCAGAUGAAUGGGGUAUAAAAAAUAAAACUAUUAUUAUGGAAUAGGACAUCCCUAUUUUCAUUGGAGAAAUGUUGGAAGGUAUGGUGGUGGUGGUGGUUGUGCUGCUGCUAAUAUUAAUUAUUUUUAUUUUUAUUUUGUACCCCAUCCAUCUAACUAGGUUGCCCCAGUCACUCUGGGCAGCUUCCAAAUCAUGGGGCCCUGGUGUAAUACGAUCAUAUUUACCACUCUCCAGUAAUAACCUAGCUGCCCUGUUUUGACCAAGUGAAGUUUCCAAACCAUUUCCUAAAGCAGCUUCAUGUAUAUAAUGCAUUGCAGUAAUAAAACUACCAGGUUACCAGAGUGUGGAUAACAGCAGCAAGGCUCAUAUCUGUAUGGUUAGUGGAAAGGCUGCAUUAGAGGCAUGAUGGGUCCUGACUGGCAGAGGCCUGAGAGAUGACGGAUGAAUUCACACAGGCAUAUUCAUGAUGUGUCUGACAGUUUUCCUAUCACCUGGCACUAUCUCAAACCUGAUUCUUUUCAAUGGAGGCGAUGAUGAAUAUGUUCAACUGCAAGUCAUCAAACGGCACAUAUUCACCUGUCAGUUGACUCUUUGAAAUGCCACAGUUCCCCCACCCAAUUCAAAGGACUGAAGUGGCCAGGAAGGUGAUUCUUUUGAUGGGGCUUUGCUGCAUUGAUCUAUCUUUACAAAGCAAUCUUCUCUGGUUUCUGUACUUUGAUCUAGUGAAUGCUAAAGUCAGACAGACGACGUACACUUUAAAACUCUUCUCCCAUGCCCUGAUGAAAUGAUCACAUAUACAGUGACUUCUUUAAAAACUUGCCGUUUUUAUAAUCACUCCUUGAAUGUUGUCACUUGGAUAAAGUAAGAUAAACCCAUGUGGUUUACAUUAUACUAUUUUAAAAAAUAAAAAAGGUCCCAAAAAUCCUAUUGUCCCCCUCUGAAUAGAACUGUUUGGUUUAUAAUUUACUGUUCUGUGGAAUAAUACAAUGCCUCCCUCUUUUGUCUAAUGUAUUUUACAGGGCCCACUGAAAGCAUUUGCUUUGCAUCUUGGCAAGAUGCGCCAAAAAUUUGGCAAAGAGGACUCUCCUAUCCGCAUUUACUUGGUAACUGCCCGCAGUGGCCGUGACAUGGGCAUCCGGGCCAUAAAAACGCUUCGGGAAUGGGGCCUGGCAAUUGAUGAGGCCUUCUUCAUGGAUGGAGCACCUAAAGGCCCCAUACUCUCCAAGAUUCAGCCCCACAUCUUCUUUGACGAUGGUCUUCACAAUAUCCAGGGUGCCCAGAAUGUUGGCAUACCCUCUGCUCUGGUUCCUUGUAACUGCUGACAGGGACCACAUCAUGGCCGCAAUAUUGUGGGGAUUGAACAAAUUGAAGGAUGGCUGGGCAAAGCUUCAGACUGACAGGACAAAGUUGAAACGGCAUUGACUACAUUUAGGGACCAAGGGAACAAAACUGCUGCAUGAAGAUACAGUGUUGGCUGCUUUGCUGCAAUAUAUUCUGAACAAAUCCAAAUAUAUGGACCAUUUAACUUGAGCAGCAGAAAGCUCAUAAAGGAACAAUGACUGAAAUAUAACUGAUUGACUUGAUAGCUAAAUGGUGACUAGAAAAAAAGCAGAGUAAUUGCUGGGAGUUUUUUUAGCCUUUUUUAUUGCACUAAAAUGCAUUUUCAUUUAAAUGCUGUUCCUCUAAUAUUUUAUAUAUGUGUAUGCAAAAAGAGCAGAAAUAAAAAUAGUGGGUUUUUAAAAAUACAAAGCUAAAAUGGCAC